Xenopus laevis (African clawed frog) is the source of this 7383-nucleotide messenger RNA. RefSeq names its product DNA topoisomerase II beta L homeolog (gene top2b.L). Gene Ontology annotation, cellular component: nucleoplasm; nucleolus; nucleus. The coding region runs from base 455 to 5545 and encodes 1696 amino acids. NCBI's taxonomy places the organism in Eukaryota, Metazoa, Chordata, Amphibia, Anura, Pipidae. The record is from RefSeq and is a predicted model, not a curated record. Gene Ontology annotation, biological process: DNA topological change; sister chromatid segregation; resolution of meiotic recombination intermediates. Gene Ontology annotation, molecular function: DNA binding; ATP binding; DNA topoisomerase type II (double strand cut, ATP-hydrolyzing) activity. The transcript is spliced from 38 exons.
CGCGUUCUCGGGCCCCUGUGUGUAUCUGCGGAGAGCGGAAGCAGCGCUGUGUAUUGUCUGUGGGGAGGAAAAGGAAGGAGGAACCGGGGGUGAAGGAGGGUUCGGGCUUGCAGACUGCUGUUUCGGUUAUCGGAACCCCUUGCCCGGUGCAGACCGAGCCCCACACAUGACGCCUCCCCACCUCUGCAGUAUCCCUGAAAUCUCCUUCAAUCCCCAUUGUUUCUCCUAUGCUAAGGGCUUCGGGCAUUGGUGUUGCUGAGCGGUUCCCGGCCUGACUAAGAACACGGGGAAGAAAGAAGUCCCGGACAGCGCCGGUGCAUGAGGAAAGGCCUGAAGCCCCGCUGCACACACAGGCUGGGAAACCGCACAAUAGAAUUUGUCCCUUCCUCUUCCUACUAGUCCUGUCUCCUUUAUUUCCCACGCACUAUCCACGCUCUUCCCAGUGGCGAGAAAUAUGUCCAAAGGUGGCGGCGAAGGAGCUGGAGGAGGCAGUGGAGGGCUCACUUGGGUGACACUUUUUGAUAAUCAGAACAACGCAUCGAAAAAGGAACUAGCAGAAAGCAAUAAUAAAAACGACUCCAAAAAGAUGUCGGUAGAAAGAGUUUAUCAGAAAAAGACCCAACUUGAGCACAUACUUCUGCGACCUGACACGUACAUUGGAUCCGUGGAGACAGUUACUCAGUCCAUGUGGGUUUAUGAUGAAGAGGUUGGAAUGAAUUGCCGUGACAUAACCUAUGUACCAGGUUUAUAUAAGAUAUUUGAUGAAAUCCUUGUAAACGCAGCUGAUAAUAAACAAAGAGAUAAAAAUAUGAACUGCAUAAAAAUUUCUAUUGAUCCUGAUUCAAACAUCAUCAGCAUUUGGAAUAAUGGUAAAGGAAUACCAGUGGUUGAACACAAAGUGGAGAAAAUGUAUGUCCCUGCUUUAAUUUUUGGCCAGUUAUUAACAUCUAGCAACUAUGAUGAUGAAGAGAAGAAAGUUACAGGAGGGCGAAAUGGAUAUGGUGCUAAACUCUGCAAUAUAUUCAGCACAAAAUUUACUGUGGAGACAGCUUGUAAGGAAUACAAGCAUAGCUUUAAACAGACAUGGACAAGCAACAUGUUGAAGACAACUGACCCCAAAAUUAAAUAUUUUGAUGGAGAUGACUACACAUGCAUUACAUUCCAGCCAGAUUUAGCCAAGUUUAAAAUGGAAAAACUGGACAAGGAUACUGUGGCUCUUCUGACAAAACGAGCAUACGAUGUUGCAGGCUCCCUCAAAGGAGUGAAAGUCAUGCUCAAUGGAAAAAAGCUCCCUGUAAAUGGCUUCCGCAGUUACGUAGAUCUUUACGUAAAGGACAAACUUGAUGAAACUGGCGUUGCCCUUAAGGUAACCCAUGAAGUUGCAAAUGAAAGAUGGGAUGUGUGUUUAACGUUGAGUGAAAAGGGAUUCCAACAAAUCAGUUUUGUGAAUAGUAUUGCUACCACAAAGGGUGGUAGACAUGUAGAUUAUGUGGUAGACCAAAUUGUGUCAAAACUUAUUGAAGUGGUGAAGAAGAAGAACAAAGCUGGUGUCUCUGUGAAGCCCUUCCAGGUGAAGAAUCACGUUUGGGUUUUUGUCAACUGCUUGAUUGAAAACCCAACUUUCGAUUCUCAAACUAAAGAAAACAUGACACUCCAGCCUAAAAGUUUUGGGUCCAAAUGUCAGCUGUCAGAAAAAUUUUCAAGGGCGGCAUCUAACUGUGGCAUUGUAGAGAGCAUUCUAAACUGGGUUAAAUUCAAAGCCCAAACGCAGCUAAAUAAGAAAUGUUCCUCUGUAAAACACAGUAAAAUUAAAGGCAUUCCCAAGCUUGAUGAUGCUAAUGAUGCAGGUGGAAAACAUUCCCUGGACUGCACAUUGAUAUUAACUGAGGGAGACUCUGCCAAAUCUUUAGCUGUUUCAGGCUUAGGUGUCAUUGGACGAGAUCGGUACGGUGUAUUUCCGCUAAGAGGAAAAAUUCUCAAUGUUCGAGAAGCUUCCCACAAACAGAUUAUGGAAAAUGCUGAGAUAAACAACAUCAUUAAAAUAGUUGGCUUGCAGUACAAAAAAAGCUAUGAUGACAAUGAAUCCCUUAAAACCUUGCGUUAUGGAAAAAUUAUGAUUAUGACAGAUCAGGAUCAAGACGGUUCACAUAUCAAAGGCUUAUUGAUUAAUUUUUUCCAUCACAAUUGGCCAUCUCUACUGAAACAUAGUUUCCUUGAAGAAUUUAUCACACCGAUUGUUAAGGCUACAAAGAAUAAACAGGAGCUUUCAUUCUACAGUAUUCCUGAGUUUGAAGAAUGGAAAAAACAAACGGAAAACCAAAAAUUGUGGAAGAUAAAGUAUUACAAAGGUUUGGGCACCAGCACUGCGAAGGAAGCAAAGGAAUACUUUGCAGACAUGGACAGGCACAGAAUUAUAUUUAGAUAUGCAGGCCCUGAAGAUGAUGCAGCUAUCACACUGGCUUUUAGCAAAAAGAAAAUUGAUGACAGAAAGGAGUGGCUCACAAACUUUAUGGAAGACAGGAGACAACGGCGACUUCACGGAUUGCCUGAGCAAUUCUUAUAUGGCACAGCUACAAAACACUUGACUUACAAUGACUUCAUUAACAAGGAGCUUAUUCUUUUUUCAAACUCUGAUAAUGAGCGAUCUAUUCCAUCUCUUGUUGAUGGUUUUAAGCCUGGGCAAAGAAAAGUUUUGUUUACUUGUUUUAAGAGGAAUGAUAAACGGGAAGUCAAGGUUGCUCAGCUGGCUGGUUCUGUUGCUGAAAUGUCAGCUUACCAUCAUGGAGAGCAAGCCCUGAUGAUGACAAUCGUAAAUCUUGCCCAGAACUUUGUGGGAAGUAACAAUGUGAGCUUGCUGCAGCCCAUUGGUCAGUUUGGUACUCGACUUCAUGGUGGAAAAGAUGCUGCCAGCCCACGUUAUAUUUUCACAAUGUUAAGUCCUCUGGCAAGAUUGCUUUUUCCAUCCGUGGAUGAUAACCUCUUGAAGUUCCUUUAUGAUGAUAACCAGCGUGUAGAACCAGAGUGGUACAUUCCUAUUAUACCCGUUGUUUUAGUUAAUGGAGCAGAAGGAAUUGGUACUGGAUGGGCAUGCAAACUGCCCAAUUAUGACACGAGAGAAAUUGUCAAUAAUGUGAAGAGAAUGCUGGAUGGUCUUGAUCCACAUCAAAUGCUUCCAAGCUACAAGAAUUUUAAAGGUGCGAUUCAAGAACUGGGACAGAAUCAGUAUGCAAUGAGCGGUGAAAUAUAUGUGCUGGACCGGAACACAGUUGAAAUUACAGAACUUCCUGUUAGGACAUGGACCCAGGUUUACAAAGAACAAGUUUUGGAGCCCAUGCUCAAUGGAACAGACAAAAAUCCUUCAUUGAUCUCUGAUUACAAAGAGUACCAUACAGACACAACUGUGAAAUUUGUUGUCAAAAUGACAGAAGAAAAGUUGGCACAGGCGGAAGCUGCAGGCUUGCAUAAAGUCUUUAAACUUCAAACUAGUCUCACGUGCAAUUCUAUGGUAUUGUUUGACCACAUGGGCUGUCUAAAGAAAUAUGAAACUGUGCAGGACAUUCUGAAGGAAUUCUUUGAUCUCCGGUUACAUUAUUAUACCCUGCGCAAAGAAUGGCUGAUAGGAAUGCUGGGAGCUGAAGCUGCAAGACUGAACAACCAAGCACGUUUCAUCCUAGAGAAGAUACAAGGCAAAAUCGCUAUAGAGAACAAAUCCAAAAGAGAUCUUAUUCAGAUGUUGGUGCAGAAAGGAUUUGAGUCAGACCCUGUGAAAGCUUGGAAGGAGGCACAAGAAAAAGCAACAGAGGAGGAUGACCUUGAAGAUCCGAAUGAAGACAAUUCUUCGGACUUUGGCACUGGAUCAGGACCAGAUUUUAACUACAUUCUGAAUAUGUCUCUAUGGAGCCUUUCAAAGGAAAAAGUAGAUGAGCUUGUCAGACAGAGGGAUAUAAAGAGCAAAGAACUUAAUGACCUCAGGAGGAAGUCUCCAUCUGACCUGUGGAAGGAAGACUUGGCAGCUUUUGUUGAAGAGCUAGAUAGGGUGGAAGCUCAAGAAAAGGAAGACGCCAUGGCUGGGUUUGCAGGCAAAGCAAUAAAAGGCAAAAUUGGCAAACCCAAAAUGAAAAAAUUACAGCUUGAGGAGACUUUGCCGUCUCUUUAUGGCAGGAGAGUAGAGCCCCAAAUCAGCGCAAUGAAGGCAGAUGCCAGCAAAAAGAUGCUAAAGAAAAAGAAGGGUGAAAUGGACUCUAUUGCACUGAAAAUGGAGUUUGAUGAGGAAUUUGGCUCUGCACCAGCAGAGGGAGGUGCAGAAGAUUCCCUGACCACCACUCCGGUAAAACCUGUAAAGCCCAAAAGGGAAAAAAAAGAACCUGGUCCUCGAGCCAAAAAGAACAUAUUAACACCCAAGUCAUCAACCAAGAAAGGGAAAAAGCGAAACCCUUGGUCAGAUAAUGAGUCGAAAUCAGACAGUGACCUGGAAGAAGAUGAGCCAGAAUCCUUGGUCAUUCCUCGGGACUCUCUCCUAAGGAGAGCUGCUGCUGAAAGACCCAAGUACACAUUUGAUUUCUCUGAAGAGGAAGAUGCAGACGAUGAUGACGAUGAAGGUGUCAUUACCCGCAAUAAUAAUAAUAUUGAUGACUUAAAACCGCCAUCUUCUCCUGCUGCAAAUAGUCGGGAUGAAGAUGAUGAUGUGCUCUCUGACAGUCAAGAAAAAGAUGACUAUGAUUUCCCUUCUUUCAAGUCUACCCCAGCCACACAAAAGCCUUCAGAAUCACAAAAGAAAAAAGACAACAUCUUUUCAUCUUCUUCAUUUUCAGAAAAAGUAGAAGAUGCUGCAAAAUAUAACAGUGACGACGAUGAUGAUGAUGACGAUGAACCCUCCCCACUAUACUCUUCAUACUCCUUAAAAACUUCAGAGAAAAAAGCAGGCAAAGGAUCUAGUAAGAAAGAACCUGCAAAAUAUAACAGUGAUGAUGAUGAGGAACCCUCCCCUCUGUACUCCUCAAAUUCCUUCAAAUCUACAGAAAAGCCAACUAGCAAAGGAUCUAGUGCGAAAGAAUCCACCAGAUAUAACAGCGAUGAAGACGAUGAUGACGAUGUACCGUUUUCCUCAUUCGUUUUUAAAUCUUCAGAAAAAUCAGCAAGUAAAGGUUCUAGCAAGAAAUCAAAAACAUUGUCAGACGGCCCUAAACCAAAACGGCCGCCUAAGCCAAAGAAGUCUGAGACGUCGUUGAAUUCUGAUUGUGAUUUAUUAGACUUUGGUUCAUCAAAGAAAUCUGCAACACCCAAAGCAAAAGGAAGAGGAAGGAAACGAAAAACAUCUGGUUCAGAAAAUGAAGGCGGAUACAAUUCUGGGAAAAAACCCACAAAACCUGCAUCUUCAGGCAAAAAAUCCAAGAAAGCCUCAUUUGAGCAGGAUUCCGAUGAUGAUCUCUUCCCUACAGAAGUCGCCUCUGAGACCAACACGUCGAGGCAAAGGCCUGGCCGGGCAAGGAAAGAAGUCAAAUAUUUUGCAGAGUCCGACGAUGAAGACGAUUUUGCUAUGUUUUAAUUAUGUGCCCGACGAGCACAAACCAUUUCCCCCUCCCCCAACAAGUAUCUUGUGUAGUCCCUUUUGUCCCACCCCCCCGCAGACUUUUGUACAUUGUCUUAUUUUAUGUGAUGAUGUAAUUGAUGGUUUUUAUUAUUGUGUAGAACAUUUUAACAUUUUGUUGUUACACAUACAGUUUUAUGCUCUUUUUUACUCAUUGAAAUGUCACGUAUUUGUCUCAAUUUGGCUUGUAGAAAUGUUUUAGACUGCCGCGCUGAAGCGCACAUUUUAAUUGUCCCGGAUGAACUAAAGAAAAAAAACGGAAAAAAAAAAAAAAGAAAAAAUGGCAAAACCGCUUUUUGAAAUGAAGUUUAAACAUUAAAAAAAAAAAUAUAUAGUAAAAAGCUGUCUGUUUUACUUUAGUUUGCUAAUAAUAAAAUACGUGGAAAGUUUUAAAAUAAAUAUAUUUUAUUCUUUGCCAGGAGACUCCAUGGAAAAAAGGUAAACAGUAUAUGAACAUAGAAAGCAUCGUUAAACAAUCUCAAUGUACAAACGGAGCCAGUGAAGUCACAUCACAGACUUGCUAAAAUAUCCCAAGAAAAUCCACUAGUGCUUUAUAUGAGACCUACAACCACAUUUGUACUGUGUGAACUCUUCUACGGUGGCAACACUCACUGUGAUCCAAACGGGGGGUUUAAAAGGGGGGGGGGGGAAGCAGAUUUCCUGCUUGGAACUUGAGUUAAAAAGGCAGUUGCAGUUUUGGUGAUUUUUGGCCAGAUUGUGCGUCAACUGGAAGAGACUGCUUGGUGCUUACACUCCUGCAAGUCUGUGCUAAUGUUCAAGCAACUCCUAUGUAAUGAGCAAGAUAUGAAGCAUCUGAGUUACCUCACCGGAACAGGAAGCUGCCCUACAGAACAGGAAGUGAUGCAUGCUUCGGAAUUUGAAUUCAGCGAUGUCUCGUCACUUUUCAGCUGAUGCGCACUAACAUUGGAGCAAUCUAUGUUUUAGCCACCGAAUCGAUUAAGGAUGAUGGCACACGGGGUGAUUUUGGGUUCAGUGUUUAUAGACCACAUAGUGCCCAAACCCUCUUUCUAUUCACUUGCAUGUAAGUUGCCUGCAGAUGUCUGUGAAAGUGCUUAUCAGGCAAAACACUGCUCCAUGCAACUGUCACCUGAUAAAUGCCAGCACAAACUUUUUGCCUUUGUGAGAAUAAUCAGACCUGUGUAUAGGGUUGUAGGCUUGUGUGCAAGCAAGACCUUUUUUUUUUUCCUGGGAACGACCGUGUUUCAUUCAGGGAUCUCAUAUGCUAUAACCUCUCAAAGUAGUGAAUGACAUACAAACAUCUUUCUAAUGGCUUGUGACGAGUAAACAUGAAAACAAUGUAACACUGGAAAGUGCCUCGGAGGCUCUCGUUACUGCAGUAAUGCAACUGGAGCUCGCUGCUCCGUCGCAUCUCAUCUGCCCGUUAUAAAGUGACUGACAGUUUUACAAUGACAUUUCCUCUAAGCGGAACAGGCAGUUGCUCUGAUAGCAAACUCUUCAGAUAAUGCAGUGAUCGUUUCCUCACACGGCUAAGGUAGGCGAUACGGAGUAAAAGCAGCAAAGGUCGUGUGGAUAGAGAGGAAUUUCAUCGUAACUAAGGGAUCUCCUCUGGACAUGGACGACAGUCCGUUUUGUUACCUUCAUGUUUGCGAGACAGAAGGAAAGCACCAAAUAUCCAGCAAAGAGGACAGAACAGUAAAUAUGUACAAGAUCUCCAGAAUAGUCAACUUUUUGUUUUUUUCACAAGCAAUCUUCAAAGAUCAUGCAGUCUGCUGAUCGGAAGAGAAAAUAAACGCUAUCUUUCUUGUUCUGUAAAA